AUGGAUAAUCCACCUCCAAAAAUUGUUCAAGGUUACAAAUUUAAUAUUUUUUAUCCUGAUCUUUUGGAUCCCUCGGAAACACCCUCCUUCACUGUCACUCCCUGUGAUGAUCCAGAUUUCGCAGUCAUCAGGUUUAAGGCUGGUCCUCCGUAUGAAGACAUCGCAUUCAAGUGCGUUAAUCGUGAAUGGGAAGUCAGCCAUAAACACGGCUACAAAUGCCAGUUCCAGAAUGGUAUGACACUGAGAGAUAGCUUCUUACGGUUAAUGUUUACCGUAAAUGGUGUUGGAUUUAUCUUUGUUGCUGCAGUGCUAUUUGUGCUUGAUGCCAUCGGAACAUUCCUCAUCAUAAAAAAUGUUCCAUACACCGAAAUUGAUUGGUCAACGUACAUGCAGCAAGUUGAGUGUUACAUGAAGAAAGGUGUUCGGAACUAUUCGCUGAUAGAAGGCGACACUGGACCUGUGGUGUACCCUGCUGGUCAUCUACUAGUCUAUAGCGUUUUUCAUACACUCACAAACGGCGGAAAGGAUAUUCGAACAGGACAGUUUUUGUUUAUGGGCCUCUAU
Strongylus vulgaris is the source of this 564-nucleotide messenger RNA. The record is from the annotation of a GenBank genome assembly. Lineage: Eukaryota; Metazoa; Nematoda; Chromadorea; Rhabditida; Strongylidae.